This is a messenger RNA of Tachysurus vachellii, 2702 nucleotides long. RefSeq names its product apolipoprotein B mRNA editing enzyme, catalytic polypeptide-like 2a (gene apobec2a). Gene Ontology annotation, molecular function: cytidine deaminase activity; RNA binding. Gene Ontology annotation, biological process: cytidine to uridine editing. Bases 984 to 1895 code for a protein of 303 amino acids. Gene Ontology annotation, cellular component: cytoplasm; nucleus. NCBI's taxonomy places the organism in Eukaryota, Metazoa, Chordata, Actinopteri, Siluriformes, Bagridae. The record is from RefSeq and is a predicted model, not a curated record. The transcript is spliced from 3 exons.
UGUGUGCGUCAGCGUGUGUGUGUGCGUGUGUGUAUGUCAGUGUGUGUGUGUGCGCGUCAGCGUGUGUGUAUGUCAGCGUGUGUGUGUGUCAGCGUGUGUGUGCGUGUGUGUGUGUACGUGUGUGUGUGUGUAUGCCAGCGUGUGUGUGUGUAUGUCAGCGUGUGUGUGUACGUGUGUGUGUACGUGUGUGUGCGUGUAUGUGCGUGUGUGUGUCUGUGUGUAUUUGCUGCCCCCCAGUGGCUGAAAGAAGUUAUGAAACUAAACUAAAUAAGAACAAAAUCACAUCACACACAUAAACACUAGCUCACUCUAACACAUUAAUACUAACACACACGUUAACACUCUAACACAUUAAUACUAACACACACAUUAACACUCUAACACAUUAAUACUAACACACAUAUUAACACUCUAACACAUUAAUACUAACACACAUAUUAACACUCUAACACAUUAAUACUAACACACAUAUUAACACUCUAACACACUAAUACUAACACACACAUAUUAACACUCUAACACACUAAUACUAAUACACACAUAUUAACACUAAUACACUAAUACUAACACACAUAUUAACACUAACACAGUAUUUCUCUGAUCACAGUGUUUAGGAAUGCAGGAGAGUCUGAAGUGUGUGUUGUGUUGUAACUUCAGUGGUAUAUUAUACAGCGUAUUGUUCUUGUUCAUUUUUAAAGUUCAUAAGAAUAAACAAGACACAAAACACAGUGUGGUGACAUCAUGCUAGACCCUGAAUCUUCUUUAUGUUGAGUUUAAAGUGAUCUAAACAUCAUCAGCACUGACACUGAUGAAACGUCGCACUACAGUUCACCAGGGAUCAGGGAUUGUGUUGGAUAUGUGUGUGUGUGUGUGUGUGUGUGUGUGUGUGUGUGUGCGUGUGUGUGUAGGAAUGCCCCUCGUAUCACUUAUCUGUCAGUUCUGCAGUGCUUUUUAUAGCUCACACAGCAGCUGUAUACACACACAUGCACACACAUGCACACACACACUACCCACAUUACAAACAUAUAUCUACUAUCUCCAGACAGAUACACUACUCCCAACACACACACACACACACAGUGUGCUAUAAAUACUGGUCCUCAGUCACAGCCCCUCACACCCACACACACACACACACUGUCAUGACGGAUCAGUUAAGCAGCACCAGUGUGAGACUCAGGAAAGACAGAGCAAUGGAGAGAGAGAUGGAGACAGAGGAGAUGAAGGGAGACAUGGGGACUAAGGAGGGUGCAGUGAAUCGGUCGGCCAAUGGAGAUGCAGCCAUGAAGAGCAACGGAGUAGCAGAGACCGAAAAGUCUGAGGUGAUGGAGCUGCCACCGUUCCAGAUCAUCACAGGGGACAGAAUCGACCCCUUCUUCUUCAAGUUCCAGUAUAAAAACGUGGAAUAUUCUUCUGGUCGGAACAAAACCUUCCUGUGCUACCUGGUGAACGAGGUGCAUGGUGCAGGUCAGGAGGCUAUACUGCGUGGCUAUGUGGAGGAUGAACACAGUGGCAGCGAUCAUGCAGAGGACGCCUUCUUCCGUCUGGUGCUGCCUGGCUACGAGGCCUCCGCCCGCUACAGCGUCACCUGGUACGUCUCCUCCAGCCCGUGUCCCUCCUGUACAGCAAAACUGGCUAAGAUUCUGCGAGAGCGCCAAACGCUGCGCCUCACCAUAUUCUCAGCCCGUCUGUUCGAGUGGGAGGAGCCAGAGGUGAGGGCGGGGCUGAAAGCACUCGCAGGGGCAGGCUGUAAGCUGCGCAUGAUGAAACCCCUGGACUUCUCGUACACGUGGGACACGUUUGUGGAACAUGAUGGUCAGCGCUUUGAUCCAUGGGAGGACUGUCAGGAAAACUACGAGUACUACCAGGAAAAACUGGCCGACAUCCUCGAGUGACUAAUCCAAACAGGAAGUUCAAGAUUGGAGUUGCAGAUGACUUAUCACUGUGUGUGUGUGUGUGUGUGUGUGUCCUUUUACAUUUGUUUUAAAAACUUGAAACAUUUUGUAAUAUCACAUUUUAACACUGCUUUAAUCGUAUUGCAUAUUAAUGUUAAUGUAUAAUGUACUGUGUCGUAUGCAGCAGUGCUGAUGUUCCACUCUCACGCUCCAUAAUCAGACCAGACGAUAUCCUGGUUUAUAAUGACGUCACUGUUUACAAUGUUUACCGCUCAUGAGUACAGGACAGUGUGUGUGCUGAUCAUGGAGAAUAUUGUUAUCAGCACUAUAUCUUUAACAGUAGUAAUGAGCAGAUUUUAAUUUAUUUUUGUACAGACAAGCUGUCUCACCUUCAUUUGUUUUAUAUUGCUGAAAAACAAUGCAGUAGAAAAGCAAAGUUUUAGUUGAACUCCACCCUCCAGACUGUGGUCCAGCUAAAGAAAUAAAAUAAGUACUUUAUAUAAAGUUGUGUUUUGUUUGGGAUAAUACAGAUGACCCUGUGUGUGUUUCUGGUGCACUUACACAGUUUGACCAGCAGGUGUUAAACAUCUCUAAUCAGCAUUUCAGUAGCAGCAGAUUAAUCCAUCAUCAGUUGGGAAGUGAACUACGAUCCAUCAAUCAAUUUCCACAAUAUUUUACGGUGAAAUUCAAUUUUAAUCGACAUUCAAUGCAUUUUUUUAUUUAAUUUCAUAGUGCCAUGUUUUCAUUUUACACGACGUACAAAUAAAACUUUAUAUCACACACAAUAAAUCCUGUACAUGAGUGAAA